AUGUCGUCGACUAGUAAUAUUCACGCAUCCGAAACUUUCACAGUCAAAGGGAAGACCCUUCAAGAAGCACUCGAAGAGUUAGCUAUGGCGUUGCCUAUGAUACUGGCGCUCACAAUCGCCCCUGCCCUAUUGGGAACGCAGGAGGCGAUUCGCCAAAGUCAAUCCAAGAACAAGCGAGAAGAGCACCGUUCUCGUCGCUGUAAUAUGGUGGUAUCAUGUGUCAAACAAUCUAUCCGAAGUCGGGACAUAGAUGGCAAGCUCGUCGUAUUAAAAGACAACAAGCUAUACAUCACCACCAGUACACCAUCGGUUGAAGAGGGCCAACCCACUGCCUCUGGUAGCGGGUAUCCAUUCUCAGGAUACUACUUACCAUACCCCGACAAGCCAUACGAGGGUCUCGUCAGCACUAUUAGCGAUGACCCUCCCAUGUUAAACUGGAUCUACGUCGACAAAGACACAUACGAGUUAAAGUAUGGAGUUCGUGCUGAUGCGCAACCACACAUCACUGGGCCCUUCGAUUGCACCCGGCAGGACCGGCGCAUGACAUUAGAAAAGUGGGAGGGCUUCGUCGCGGUCGAGGAGUUCCCCGGAAUAUGGGCUCUCUACUUCGACCGCGACGACGAUGGCCUCGUCACCAAGGUUCCCAUGGGAACCAGAGUGCUCGAGGUGGAGCUGACGCGGCGCGAGAAGAAGGAGCGCAAGCCCGAGCCAGACCCGAACCAGCCGCAGACGCUAGACGAGAAGAUGAAGCAGCACAAGGAGCAGACUCAACGGGAAGAGGAGGAGAGGCAAGAGAUGCUGAAUCAACAGCAGCAAGCCGAGGCGGAGGCUCAACCAACUCCUACGGCAGAAUCACAAGAACAACAGAAUGAGGCAGAUCCGUCUUUAAGCCAAACUGCGGAAAUUGAGGACAGGACUCUUAACCUAGACAAACUGAAGCUCCAGCCAGAGACUCUCGCGGCGCAGCCGUCAGGUGCGUUUCUCCACUCGCCAAGCGUAGCCACGGACAACGUUUCAUUCUGGUCAGCAGCGAGGAAAGCAGACGGGCUCAGCGACACCGCAUCUGUCACGGCAGCUAGCUCUAUUGCAGAUCGACUCGAUAUUUUAGAUGAAGCGAACGGCGAGGUAGGAGAAAAUGCUGGAGGAUAUAUGAAGCCUUACGUGGAAGAUGACCCUACGCCGGAAAGGGAAGUGGAUGAUGUAAAUAAUAGUACCUAG
Hypoxylon fragiforme is the source of this 1218-nucleotide messenger RNA. RefSeq lists its product as uncharacterized. The record is from RefSeq and is a predicted model, not a curated record. Lineage: Eukaryota; Fungi; Ascomycota; Sordariomycetes; Xylariales; Hypoxylaceae. Bases 1 to 1218 code for a protein of 405 amino acids. The transcript has 2 exons.